AUGUCGGCGGCUCGAGGCGAAGCUGGAUACGAUGUGCAAGUCGAUGUAGACGAAGAUGGCGACCUAGGCCACACUGAUCUCCAAGAAGACCUUGAAUUCCACUCCUCAAACUUCAACGAGAACGCUACCUAUGCGUCGCGAAAGCCCAAUGGAGGUGGCCUCCCAGCACCGGCGACGGCAGGAAACGGGGCGUCUACGAAGCGGAUGCUAUGGUCGCUGUCAUUCUAUGCGCAAUUUUUCGACGUCGACACAAGUGCUGUCCUCACCCGCUGCUGGGCCGCGCUCUAUCCUCGCGCAAACUUUCUUGACGUGCUCGACGGUAAUCCUGAUCUUUAUGGACCGAUUUGGAUUGCAACGACUGUGGUCUUCAUCUUAUUUUUAGGUGGCACGAUUAAUCAAUACCUCAGCAGUACCAUUGGCGAGCAAUUCGUUUAUGACUUCACCCUCUUGAGUGGUGCUGCGGGUUUGAUUUAUGGCUAUACCCUCUUUGUCCCCAUCGCCCUAUUUCUCGCAUUGAAGUAUUUUGGCAGCGAAUCCGCAAACCUUCUGGAAAGCUGGGCUCUAUAUGGAUAUUCAAAUCUUAUCUGGAUACCAGUUGCCCUAGUAGCCUGGUCACCAAUCACCAUCUUGAAUUGGGUUUUCGUUGGGAUGGGGUUUGGACUCAGCAUCACUUUCUUACUUCGAAAUCUCUAUCCCGUUCUUAGCGCCACCGAGAAGCAAGUUAGCAAGGUGUUAUUAAUAAUCAUGGUUGUUUUACAUAUUGCGCUUGCAAUCUCUAUUAAGUGGCUUUUUUUCAAGAAAGCCAGCUUGAUAGGAGACAGCAAAAAACCUCCAGCAUUAGCAAAUAUGUUACUGUAUUAA
Blumeria graminis f. sp. triticale is the source of this 861-nucleotide messenger RNA. NCBI's taxonomy places the organism in Eukaryota, Fungi, Ascomycota, Leotiomycetes, Helotiales, Erysiphaceae. The record is from the annotation of a GenBank genome assembly.